UGAUGACAUCAUGAGUCGGUGGCGUCGUUCAGUGGACGAGCUGGCAGCAAGGCGGCGGCAGCAGGUCGAGUGUGAGCGCGCUCAGGAGGCUCUCAGUCGGGUCACUUCCUGUUUCCAACAGCUGGCAGCAUCACUUGGCAGCUCUGCGGACUGCAGCUUCCUGCGAGAUGAGAUGGACGAAACAAGAGCGCUAGCACACCGAAUCUGCAGCGGCCUGUCCCGGCGUCUGGUGCGUCUGCUUUCAGACGGUGACUCCGCCCCCACAGGUGUGGAGGACAGACAGGUAUCAGAACGUCUGUGGGUUCUCUUCCUGUCGUCAUUAGAGAGCUUCCUGUCUGACCUCCGUAAGGCCUGCGGUCUGAUUGGACAGUUCCCUCUGACCCAGCGCUAUGACAGACGCUCCCUAGUCAACACAGGAUGUAUUGAUGGCGUGGUGGGGGUGGCAGCUCGAGUGGCUUCAGUCCAGGCACCGUGGCUCACCUUGGAGGAGGAGCCAAGCCCUGAUCUGACCAGUCAUAUUGCAGGACUGGAAACCAUGCUGAGUGAGAUGCAGCUGAGGGUUCCUGUUGCCUUCUGGUCCGUAGAGGCGACCCAGCCAGCGUGGGCUGAAGCUUGCGCUGAACUGGACGAACCAGACGACACCCUGGAAGACCUGAUGGAGGUUGAGGUAGUCUCCAACAGCAACAGCAAUAAGAUGGUAGCCUGCUGCCAGCCACCGUGCUGGGGACUGGGCUGUGUCGGGUAG
Epinephelus fuscoguttatus (brown-marbled grouper) is the source of this 745-nucleotide messenger RNA. Its product is annotated as regulator of G-protein signaling 9-binding protein. Bases 11 to 745 code for a protein of 244 amino acids. NCBI's taxonomy places the organism in Eukaryota, Metazoa, Chordata, Actinopteri, Perciformes, Serranidae. Gene Ontology annotation, cellular component: neuron projection. Gene Ontology annotation, biological process: G protein-coupled receptor signaling pathway. The record is from RefSeq and is a predicted model, not a curated record. The transcript is spliced from 4 exons.